Chaetomium fimeti is the source of this 1362-nucleotide messenger RNA. RefSeq names its product Gtr1/RagA G protein conserved region-domain-containing protein. The transcript is spliced from 2 exons. Gene Ontology annotation, molecular function: GTPase activity; GTP binding. Gene Ontology annotation, biological process: cellular response to starvation; negative regulation of autophagy. Gene Ontology annotation, cellular component: nucleus; fungal-type vacuole membrane; Gtr1-Gtr2 GTPase complex. The record is from RefSeq and is a predicted model, not a curated record. NCBI's taxonomy places the organism in Eukaryota, Fungi, Ascomycota, Sordariomycetes, Sordariales, Chaetomiaceae. The annotation marks the transcript as partial.
UGCCCACUGUGUGCCUGCCAACUCCCAAAUCCGUCAUCUCAACACCAUCACCGUCUAAACCAUCAGCCCGCCACGAUAUCUGCUGUGUACCCUUACCUGUGCAUUUGUUUGACAAAGACUCGUUGGGUUCCAAUGAGCUGACGAGGCAUCAUGUCGGAAUAUGAGACGAAUAUGGGCGCUUCGCCUGCAGCGGCGGCUGGCGGUGACCCGCUGAGUGCCUCGGCUGCUCACGCGCAACUUAAGAAGGUCAAGAAGCAAAAGGUGUUGCUCAUGGGGAAGAGCGGUUCCGGGAAGUCCAGCAUGCGUAGUAUCAUUUUUAGUAAUUAUCUCGCCCGAGACACCCGCCGAUUAGGCGCCACCAUCGACAUCGAUCUAUCCCACGUCAAGUUCCUAGGCAACCUGACGCUGAACCUCUGGGAUUGCGGCGGCCAAGAGGCUUUCAUGGAGAACUAUCUCUCCCAGCAGCGCGCCCACGUCUUCAGCAACGUCGGCGUUCUCAUCUACGUCUUCGAUAUCGAGAGCCGGGACGUCGAGCGCGAUCUGGCGACCUACGUCAACAUCAUCAGCGCCCUUGUGCAGUACUCGCGCGAGGCUAAGGUCUUUGUGCUCAUCCACAAGAUGGACCUGAUCCAGCCCAUGACGCGCGAGGACGUCUUCGACCAGCGCGCAACCCUGGUCCGGCGCAAGACCGCCGAGGCCGUCGCCAUCGUGCACAAGCAAAAGCCCGAACAGGGCGGCGGCAGCCAGGCCCAACAACCGCCCCCCUCGGCAUCCCAAUCCGCCACCUCCACCACCGAACCCCCCAUCAACCUCCAACUCUUCGCGACCUCUAUCUGGGACCAAUCCCUCUACAAAGCCUGGGCCUCCAUCAUCCACGACCUGGUCCCCAACCUGGCCGUCAUCGAAACCCAACUCGCCAGCCUCGGGCUGGCCAUCGACGCGGACGAGAUCCUCUUAUUCGAACGCACCUCCUUCCUGGUGGUCUCCAAAUGGACAUCGCGAGAAGGGGAGCGCAACCCGUACGGGGACCGGUUCGAGCGCAUGAGCAACAUCCUCAAGAGCUGGAAGCACACGUGCUCCAAGUACACGGGCACGCCGCGCAACGCCGAGCAGUUCUCCGACUUCGAGUACAAGAUGGGCGCCACCUUCAGCAUGUUCGCCACCAAGUUCACCACGAAUACCUACAUCCUCGUCUGCAUGCCGCCGGGCGAGGCCCGGUUCAACAGCGCCAAGCUUAAUGUGGCUGCCGCCAGGUCGUGGUUUAAGUUCUUGGAUGGGCCCGUCGUGCCGACGCAGCAGGCGGGCGGUGCUAGGGGCAUGGGGGCUUCGUCGGCUUAUGGUGGGGAAGGGGUGGGGACGUCA